ACACAUUCUUUUCUCAGUUUUCUGUGGUGGUGAUGAUGUUUAGGUGAAUACUGAAAAUGUCACAUGUCAUGGAGGAACCAGUAGAUGAACCAAUCACGUUCUAGCUACGUAGUUUGAAUAUUCAAAAUUAAACUUCUUGUUUGCUUCGACUUUAGUGAAUUUGAAUUAAAAUUUUACUUUAUAUAUUCUAUGUUGUUUGUUAUUGGAGUUUAAACGUAAAUAUUUAUUAGCUUCCGAAAUGGCUACUGCUCGCAUCAAUCCAUCCCAUAUUGUAGCGAAAACCCAAAGAAAAACUGGACCUUCAGAUCGUGAAACACGGGCGUUUGUUGCCCUUCAACAUAGAAAAAUAUCUCGACAAAAUGGCCUUGUGAAGAAGCGCGGAGUCUUGUCGAAAGAAAUAUAUAACAACGAAAAUGAAGUUGCCAACUGUCAAAAUCAGCACGUUAAUAAAGGACAUACCGAUCCAAUCAAAAAUGCUUUGAAGAAAUGGCAAAAAAACAAACAACAAAUUGAAAUGAAAAGUAAACAGAGUAAAAAGCAGCCAUUUUGCUCAGCAUCCAGAGUGUCCUACAAACUUUCUGAGUAUUCUCACAGUCAUUUAAAUGGCAAUACAACGAACUCCAGUCAAACAAAAGCUAAGUUGAAAAACAUGGUCAACAAUAGCACAAACAUACCACCUCUUCAGGAAAAACAGUUGAAUAAGACUAAACUGUCAAAACCUUCAAGGGAUAUGAAAACAGGCAGUCGUUCAGUUAUCAAACGUACAGCGCCAUCCUCUACCAGCACAAUGGAAACAAGAUCAAUGUCAAAGAAAGCAAUUUCAUCCAACAACUUUCACUCUACUGUAUUCCCUUCUGUCAAAAGCAUCACCACCAAAUCCGUGCAUUCGUCCAUAAAUAGAAAUGAAGAUUGCUCGACCAAAUCGAAAAUUACUAAUAAAGAAAUGAAAAAAAAGAAUUGCCAAGUGAAGCAACCAAUCACUGCGAAUCGUAACGAUAAAACAGCCAAUCAGAGUCGAAUUCCUACUAAGCAGAAGCACCCAGUUCCUCAAAUUCCAAAGCAAUUCUCAUUUACGGUCCCUGCUAGUGUGCAAAGUUUUAGUUAUUGCGCUGAUAAAUUUCAAUUUACACAACUUUCUCCCGCCAGUGCUAGCAAAUUCUUCCCCACGGAAAAUGCCAGUAAUGAAGGUUUUAGCGAAAAAUUAAAGCAGACCAAGAAGUCGCUGACGAAAGAAACAAAAACAAAUGUUGAAAUGACAGACGUUUCUGGCGACGGAAAAAACGAAGAAAUUAGCACAAACUACUUUCGAGAUCUGGCAAACAGUGAAAUCAAUCGCUUGAAAAGCCACUGUUUAUCUUGGGAAUGUUUCGGUGAAAAAGAUAGUGGUACCCUGAAGAAGUUAAAGGAAAGAUAAGAACCGUGAUUGGUCAAGUACAACUGCUUGCGACUAAGAAAUUCAAACAAUUCAAUGGGCUGCUUGAUCUUAGCGAGGACCCUGAUGCCGAAAGGAAGACCCUUGUCUCCGAUUUGCAAGGAUUUUGGGACAUGAUGUAUAUUCAGGUGAAAGAUAUUGAUAAGAAGUUUUCAGAACUUGAGGAUCUAAAGAAAAAUAACUGGAUUGAGAAACAAGUCGAUAUCAAGAAGGUUGUGAAGAAGAGAUCAAGCGCGAAAAAGGCUGUCAGUGGUUCUAAAAUGUCCACUAACAAGACAGAUGAAAGCCGGAAUAAGUUUCGUGAAAUGAGAACACGAAUGAAAGCUAAAAUAGAUGCAGAAAGAAGGGAUGAAGAGAACGCUUUUAAAAUCAUUCUUACGCCGGUUAAAAAUAAAGCUGCAAUUGGUUCAAACGAACCUGAAACAAUUCUAACACCAGUCAGACGUUCAACCCGUAAACCUCGAAAUGAUAUCAAUGCUGCAGAUCCACUGAGAAAUCUUCCAGCAAAUGUCUCUGUUGACUUGUUUGGUUCAACAAGCAAAACUGGACAACGCAUCAUCAAAAACGAAUAUUUGACAAACUUUGAUGACAGUGUAUUUGGUGGUCUUUCAUCCCCUGUUCCACAUUCAGUUGAAGAAGAUCUCAUGAUUUUCUCGCCUAAAACGACUGGCAAUACAAACAUGAAAGCGGUGGAUGAAUCCAAUGCAAGUGUAUAUCUUUGAACACUCUUCACCCGAGUAAUGGGUUUUUUUCGUGGACUGUUUCGUUAGAACUGUAAAUACAUUAAUGUAAGAAGAAACAUUUUUGCAUAAUACCAAGAGCAUAAGAAAAGUUGCAGCCACUGCAAAGCAAGUAAAGCAUUAUACUUUAAUGAUUGAUUUAAACAGGGGUGCACAUGCACAAAAUUCCAAGUCCUUGGAAGUCAUUAUAUUUAUAGAGGUGGUUGAAACCUUCGUUAUAUCUUCUAAAUUGCUGUAUUAUUUGUAAAGGUUUCGAGGUUACAGUUUUUGUCGCUGGGCUAUAGUUAACUAUUCUAUUAUGCUUACGGUAUUGGACAUGUAUGUGCACGUAGUGUUGUUUAACAACAUGAAAUAUCAAUCAGAGAAAGAAA
Messenger RNA from Xenia sp. Carnegie-2017, 2543 nucleotides. RefSeq lists its product as uncharacterized. Bases 1546 to 2154 code for a protein of 202 amino acids. Lineage: Eukaryota; Metazoa; Cnidaria; Anthozoa; Malacalcyonacea; Xeniidae. The transcript is spliced from 13 exons. The record is from RefSeq and is a predicted model, not a curated record.